Messenger RNA from Fopius arisanus, 479 nucleotides. RefSeq names its product ATP synthase subunit epsilon, mitochondrial-like. The record is from RefSeq and is a predicted model, not a curated record. NCBI's taxonomy places the organism in Eukaryota, Metazoa, Arthropoda, Insecta, Hymenoptera, Braconidae. Gene Ontology annotation, cellular component: mitochondrial inner membrane. Gene Ontology annotation, biological process: proton motive force-driven mitochondrial ATP synthesis. Gene Ontology annotation, molecular function: proton-transporting ATP synthase activity, rotational mechanism. The transcript has 4 exons. Bases 88 to 261 code for a protein of 57 amino acids.
GCGAGACAGAGAAUCAUUACUGCAAGUCUUUCCAUUCCCAAUUCAUUUUCGAUAGUCAAAAAAAGGGACAAAUAAAACGAAAGGAAAAUGUCGGCGUGGAGACAAGCUGGACUCAAUUAUAUCAACUACUCGCAAAUUGCUGCAAAACUCGUUCGCCAGGCACUCAAGGCCGAAUUUAAGGCUUCUGCUGCCAAACGAGAGGAAUCAAAUGUUAAGUUUACGUCAUGGAAGGAUGGAAAGCCAAUCACUGACAGACAAUAAAAACAAACGUCGAUGAUUAGACCACAUAAUCUACCACCACUCCAAGACCGUAGAAUUACUCUCCAUCAAAAACACUACAUAAAUUCAAUCCUUAAAUCGUCAUCUCACAACAGGACAAUGGGCUUUGCAGUGAACUGUAACAGACAGUAAGAACAUCUUUGAAGUCAUGUAAAAAGAAUUGUUAUAAAUAAAAUGAAUUAGUUAAAGUGUCAAACUCA